This is a messenger RNA of Aspergillus steynii IBT 23096, 1742 nucleotides long. RefSeq lists its product as uncharacterized. Gene Ontology annotation, biological process: protein processing; GPI anchor biosynthetic process. Bases 158 to 1720 code for a protein of 520 amino acids. The record is from RefSeq and is a predicted model, not a curated record. Gene Ontology annotation, cellular component: endoplasmic reticulum membrane; glycosylphosphatidylinositol-mannosyltransferase I complex. Lineage: Eukaryota; Fungi; Ascomycota; Eurotiomycetes; Eurotiales; Aspergillaceae. The transcript is spliced from 5 exons. Gene Ontology annotation, molecular function: mannosyltransferase activity.
CUCCUCCGCACCAGCUCUACGUUACGUCCUACCGACUCCCUCGCAGACCAGCUCCCUCCCUACUUAAACCAUCCAACUCAACCAAUCCCCGUCUCAGUCCUUCAUCACCCGACCUACACACCCACCCACCGAGAUCCUACCUCAGGACCGACUCACCAUGCGCCGCAGAAUCACCUUCGUCCAACCCCCCGACUCCCCCUUCGACCUGGACCAGGCCGUCUUAUCCCGAAAAGAGCUUUCAGUUCGUCAGUUGGUUGCUGCGCGCGAGGAGAGGGUUACGUUGGGGAUUGAGGAGGUGUCGGAUGAGAUCCAAGAUGUCCUAAAACAAUCUCACCAGUUGCAUGUUCGCUGGGCGAGUGAGAGGUCGGUGGAUACCCUGGCGCCGUUCUCGAGUCGUGUGGCGGCUGGGUUGCAUGUUUUGUUUACGCCGAGGGAGGGGGGGUCGGAGACACCCUCGCUAUGUGCUUUGCUAAAGGAUGUGUUCGAUGAUGGGCUGAAGUGUUCGAGUCCUGAGACUUCAUUCAUCACGCCCCCCAUCCUCUCGACGCGGUUCGCAUCUACCGCUGCGUAUCAAUACCACGCAUUGCUUCCCUCGCUUGAUACCCUCGUCUCGUAUAUCCAGAACAAAGUCUGUGCUGCGUCAGGAUCUGAGGAGUGUCUCCGCCACGCUGCGUCUUUGGCCUCCGCCGACUCGCUGGAUAUCAACUACGAUAGUAUCUCGCAUGCGCUGACGCUAACGGGGUACUGGGCUCGUUCUCCGAGCGGAGGCUGGACGGAGAAGAUCCAGAAACAGGCUGCCGGGGCUGGGCAGGUUGAGGUUGGGUUUCUGGGCACGGAGAAAGCGCUCGAGCCGGAGGAGAUUAAAAUGGGUGGGCUGUUGGGUGUUGUUGGGUCGGAUGAUCAAUUGAAACCCACCCUGUUCUCAUUUCCGUCGCGUCAUCAUUCCCUCCCUAGCGAGGCGACUUAUUCCGUCUCGUUCCCUGCCCCGACGGGAUUGCAUCCGACGAUGACCAUCUCCAUUCCUCGCUCUGGGCUGGAACCCCCGCCGGCCCCGGCGGACGCGACCUGCGCACUGCACACAUACCUGACGCUGUCGUCGACGAUCUUCGGCGAUAAGUACCAGCUCGCGACCACGGACCGGCUGUUCCUGGACUCUCAUCACCUGAAAACGCUGCGUGCCGUGGCGGGAGAAACGGACCUCGAGGCUCCGGAUUGGUCUGUGGCGCGCUGGGGUUCGAACUGGUUGCUUGAGCUGGCGACUCCGGACCAGGACCAAGCGGACCAAACGCAAGGGGACUGGAACGUGACGAUCCCGCUGCAUCUGCGAUACCUGCCGCCGUCGGAAUCCGGAUACCGAACGGCUGCGGUGCCGUGGCCCGUCGUCUUCUGGGCCUGUACCACGGAGGAAGGCACCAAGAUGGGCACCAACCCAUUCGACCGGGUGAACUUGGGCUGGGACGGCUUGUUUGGCCCUCGCACCAUGUUCUACCAGCUUAACCCUAGCCACAAGCAAGAACGACUAGUCGAGGAUCUGGAUGUUCCCGUUCUCCAGUUGAAAGAAGAUGGGUUCUUCCAGGGCAAGACAAUCGAGCUGGGUACCGUUGUCAUCGUCACUCUGGGUUUGCUCUGGGUGCUCUGGAAGCUAGGCUUGGUCGUCCGCUCUUCUGGGACCGGAUCUCAGGGACGAUCGAGAGCCGAUCGGCAGAAGAAGGCCCAGUGAUGAAUUUCACUUGUUUUUGCAU